UUUCCAGGAAAUUUAAACUCCAAUUCCUCCAUCAAGUUAUAUCGUCAGAAACUUAUUCAUUUACAUCCCCCAUAGAAAUCCCUUCAAAAAUUUUACUUUGAUGAUGUCUUUGGUGUUUAGUCAGAGGUUGAUAUGAGAAAUGGUCAUUUCUUUCCCACCUGGGCCCAGCAGAAUGACUCCCAAAAAGAAGAGUGGCAAGAAGGGCCAUUCUGCAAUCAAUGAGGUAGUGACCACGGAAUACACCAUCAACAUUCACAAGCACAUCCAUGCAAUGGGUUUCAAGAAUCUUGCCCCUAUGGCACUCAAAGAGAUCCAGAAAUUUGCCAUGAAGGAGAUGGGAACUACUCCAGGUGUGCACAUUGACACCAGGCUCACCAAGGCUGUCCAGGCCAAAGGAAUAAGGAAUGUUCCAUACCGUAUCUGUGUCCAGUUGUCCAGAAAAUGUAACGAGAAUAAAGAUUCACCAAACAAGCCUUAUACAUUGGUUACCUAUGUAGCUGUCACCACUUUCAAAAGCCUACAGACAGUUAAUGUGGAUGAGAACUACCAGCUGAUUGUCAAAUAAAGGUAUAAAACUGC
Messenger RNA from Ailuropoda melanoleuca (giant panda), 579 nucleotides. RefSeq names its product 60S ribosomal protein L31-like. Gene Ontology annotation, biological process: cytoplasmic translation. Gene Ontology annotation, cellular component: ribosome; cytosolic large ribosomal subunit. The coding region runs from base 140 to 565 and encodes 141 amino acids. Gene Ontology annotation, molecular function: structural constituent of ribosome. The transcript has a single exon. The record is from RefSeq and is a predicted model, not a curated record. NCBI's taxonomy places the organism in Eukaryota, Metazoa, Chordata, Mammalia, Carnivora, Ursidae.